Prorocentrum cordatum is the source of this 1735-nucleotide messenger RNA. NCBI's taxonomy places the organism in Eukaryota, Dinophyceae, Prorocentrales, Prorocentraceae. The record is from the annotation of a GenBank genome assembly.
AGCCAUUUUGGCUCAAGCUAGCUCGGGCGCCUGGGCGAGGUGCGCUUCCCUCCCCGCGGCCGCCCAGGCGAUGGUGGCUACGCACCUGGCGGCGGCGGCGGCGCGCGCGGCGGCAGGCGCGUGCAGGGCCGCGGCGGCGAGCGCCCGCGCCGAGGGCUCAACGGCCGCCUGCGCCACGCUCGUGGCGGCCGCGUCGAGCUGCGACGCCGUGGAGGCGCACCUCCUCGCUGCAGCGGGGCGCGCGCGCGCCGGCGCCGACGGCCUCGCCCCGCGGCAGGCGGCUGCCGAGGAGGAACUGCGGCUCCAGGCAGUGACCGAGGCCGCCACCGGCGCCUGGCCCCACAGCGCAGGCGCGGUGGCGCGCGGCCUCCAUGGCUGUGGCCUCCCUGUUGCUGCCAUGGCGGCGCGGCGGGUCGGGCGGCGCGGAGGCCAAGGGCGCCAUGGCAGGGCCCCGCCCGCGACGCCCGCGCUGGAGGUGGCCCGGGAUGCUGCGCUGGCGGCGGCGGCGGUCGGGGCCAUGCGGACCGAGGAGGCGUCCACCGACGUGCCGAGCAGCAGAGACUCCCACUCCGAGGACGCGUCGGAGCAGCCAAACGCCCUGAGCGUGAAGGGGGCGAAGAAGGACAUCAAGGGCGCCCCAAUCUGCACUGCCACUGAGGAGCUCAAGGAGACAAUCUCGCUUCAGCCAGUUGCGAAGCAGAUGGGGAAGCGGAUAAAGAAGGCCAGCGACCACGCCCCAGACAGCAAGGCCACCGAGGAGGCGAAGGAGCUGGUCUCGGCCAUGAGCGACGGGGAUGUGCUGGUCCAGGAGAACACUCGCUUCUACAAAGGGAAGUCCCUGCACGACCCCGACAAGAAUGAGGAGCAGAUGAAGAAUGACAUCUUGUGCGACCCAGGCUGCCAGUCCACCAACGAGGUGCAGGAGAGGAUCGCGGCCAUGAGCGACGGGGACGUCCUGAUCCUGAAGAACACUCGGUUCUACAAGGGAGUGACCAAGAACGACCCCGAGAAGCAGGACCACCUGACGAAGAAGAACGAUGGGGACGUCCUGGUCCUGUUGCACGAUGGCCCCGAGGAGAAGCAGGUGAUGAAGUGCGAGACGCCCUCGGAGGUCAAGCUCAAGGAGCCGCACCCCGAGGACGGCGACAAGCAGAAGAUCGGGGACGUGGUGCAGGAGGGCAUCGACAACCCCAUCCUGAUGAAGACGGAGGUCCACGCCAACGACAGGUACGCCCUCGGCGACUCCGAAAGCACGGGCGAGCUGAUGAAGAAGUACAUCAAGUGCGACCCACACUGCAACGCCACCGAGGAGCAGGAGGAAGCCGUGUCGGCCUCGAGCGACGGCAACGAGCUGGCCCUGAAGAGGCCGCCUUGGGAGUGCGACUCCGACGACGACGACGCCGCCCUGCGCGCCGCGAAGCUCGCCUUCCGCGCGCGCUGAGGCUGGGCCUGCUGCGAGCUCUCGGCGCGCUCGCGGGCGUAGUUUCCCGUGGACCCCUGGGCCGUUGGGCCGCGCGUGGCGCGAUGAUAACCGCGCUUCCCCUGGGGCUGUUCCUGGCGGCGCCGCGUGGCGCAGUGCAAGCACUGUUGAAGAGUAAAUUGUCCUGGGGAGGGCCUGUCGCAGCGUGCGAGGGAUGUCGCCCCCCUCGGCACGGCUGGCAAAAUGUUGAUGGCCCUCCCCAGGCCCCCGCCCUUUUCUCGACGGACAACGUCCGAUUGCUCCAGCUCCAGCUCC